Molecule: messenger RNA, 563 nt
Organism: Amaranthus tricolor (Joseph's coat)
Lineage: Eukaryota; Viridiplantae; Streptophyta; Magnoliopsida; Caryophyllales; Amaranthaceae
Exons: 1
Coding region: 150-359 (69 amino acids)
Source: RefSeq, a predicted model, not a curated record
GUGCACACAUCGAAUUUCAAAAUCUCUUUUUCUUCCUUUAAUUACAAACAACGAAACCCCCUACCUCCUCCAUUUUUGUUCAUUUUCAAUCAUCUCAAAUCAAAACAAUACAAAUUCAAAGCUUCAAUCGAAGACCUUCAAGAACAACAAUGGCGGAUUGGGGGCCGGUGGUGAUAGCGGUGGUGUUAUUCGUACUACUAACACCAGGAUUACUGUUUCAAAUCCCAGGAAGAGGUCGUAUCAUUGAGUUUGGUAAUAUGCAAACUAGCGGUGCUUCUAUACUUGUUCACACCAUUAUUUACUUUGGUCUUAUCACUAUUUUCCUUAUUGCUAUUGGUGUUCAUAUCUAUGCUGGCUAGGUUUGCUUAACCUCAUUCCCCCUUUUUCUUCCUAUUUUUCGUUGUUGUACCAGUAUUGUUGUUUUUGUUGUAGUUCGUUUGAUUUCUUGUAAAACGGAUUUAUAAAUAGGGGGAAUUGGAUUGUGUACUUUUGUUUAUUGAACAUUUUGGUUUAAUUGUUCGACGUUUGAUGAUGGAAAUUUGUAAGUGUAUUAUGCUUUUGGA